This is a messenger RNA of Lactuca virosa, 1496 nucleotides long. The record is from the annotation of a GenBank genome assembly. Lineage: Eukaryota; Viridiplantae; Streptophyta; Magnoliopsida; Asterales; Asteraceae.
AUGUAUCUCAUCUUUCGGUUCUUUCUUAUCGCUUGUCUUCUCUUCCUUCUCUUCGUAGUACUUAUCAAAACACUUUUUUCUACUUCAAAACCACACAAAAAUCUACCACCAUCUCCACGAAGGUUACCAUUGAUAGGAAACCUUCACCAACUUGGUUACAACCCACACCGCACCCUCCGAGCCAUGGCUCAAAUCUACGGUCCGAUGAUGUUGAUUCGCCUUGGCACCGUGCCAGUGCUUGUAGCAUCCUCUGUUGAUGCAGCUCGAGAGAUUAUGAAAACCCAUGAUUUGAUCUUUUCAAACAGGCCGAAAUUAAACAUUCCCGGUAGACUUUGUUAUGGUUCAAAGGACAUAGCUUUUUCACAAUACGGAGAGUAUUGGAGGCAGGUGAAGAGUAUUGCAGUGCUCCAUCUUCUAUCAAACAAAAGGGUUCAGUCGUAUAGGGUGGCUUUGGGGAGGACAUACGAUGGGAAGAAAUUUAAGGGUUUGUUAGAAAGGUUUUUGGAGUUGUUGGGAAGCUUUACUGUUGGGAGUUAUAUUCCAUGGCUAACGUGGGUAGAUCGGUUGAGUGGACUAGAGCGAAGAGCUGAUGAGGUUGCAAAAGAAUUCGAUGAGUUUCUUGAGGGUGUUAUUGAACAACGUUUAAAUAAAAAAGGAGUUGGUGUUGUAACCCAAUAUCUCGUUGAUAUCUUAUUAGAAAUUCAAAAAGAUAACACGACGGGGUUUCGCCUUGAACGAGAUGCGAUUAAAGCUAUCAUCAUGGAUGUAUUUUCUGCUGGAACUGAUACUACGUUUACAAACUUAGAGUGGGCAAUCUGCGAGCUAUUAAGACACCCACAAACAAUGAGAAGACUGCAACAGGAGGCACGCGAAGUGGGCCAAGGAAAAUCAAUGAUCACUGAAGACAACUUAGACAACAUGCCCUACCUAAAAGCCGUUCUCAAAGAAACCCUGCGGCUACACGCUCCAGUCCCGCUACUCCUUCUUCGUGAAUCAACACAAGAUGUCAAACUACUUGGCUACGACAUCACAGCAGGAACACAAGUGAUCAUAAAUGCAUGGGCGAUAGCAAGAGAUGGUUCCACAUGGGAAGAACCUGAUAAGUUUAGGCCAGAGAGGUUUUUGGACAGUCCUAUCGAUUACAAGGGGCUUCAUUUCGAGUUGAUACCAUUUGGCGCUGGGCGACGAGGAUGUCCUGGCAUUCAGUUUGCCAUGGUUGUUAACGAACUUGUUUUCGCUAAUUUGGUGUAUAAGUUUGAUUUUUCAUCAACUGAUGGAGAGGAUUUGGACAUGAGUGAGAGCAUUGGUCUUACUGUUCGUAAGAAGUGUCCUAUUCUUGUUGUAGCAACUCCUCGCUGUUAGUAGUUGAUGGCUGUAUUAAUUUGUUUAAGUGGACUUUCAGAGGGUAUGCAACUAUAUACGAAUUAAAGGUCUUUAGUAUAUGCGAAACCUAUAUAUGGAAAAAUGCUCAAUUUUAUAUUUAUUAUAUACAAGUG